ACACACACACACACGCACGCACUUCGCUCUCAGGCAGAGCACAGGCUGAGUUGAGGUGGCAGAGUACAGUGAAUCGACUGAAACUGUGAACACUCGACUGUGAUCCUUUUGAAAAUAAAAAGCAAUCACCGAGGAGCCCUAAAAGCGACUGCGGUCAUACCAGUUAAGGUAGAAGUUUGAUUCAAAAAAACGAAAAUGAAAUUCAAAUUCAACAGUUUCACUGGCAGGCUGUCGGCGCCAUCACCCCUGGAGAUUCCCAGCAGAUUCGGGAAGGCAGGGGAGAACCCGAUAAUUCACUACCCUCAAGGAACGAGCUUCGCGAAGACAGUGGAAGGACCCAAGGGCUUCUACGACGCCGUCCCAAGGCCUCUCCUGCAGAAGAUGGCUAUGUUCCAGGUAAACAAUAGCUUGCCUGUGCACAUCAAAGGUGGACCUGUUGACAAAAUUCUCUUCGGAGUGACCGCCUUCGUCUGCGCUGUAGGCCUCCUCGAGUGUUUCAGGGUCUAUUACGUCCUGUCUUACCCCGCACCGAAGGAAGAAUAGGACCAUUACUGUAAGAAAUAUGCACCACGCAACGUUGUGUGACACAGUGAUUCCACGAUAAUAGGAAGUGUUGUGUGCAAUGUAGUUUGGACUAUGAAAUCAAGAUGCUGUUGUAGGUGUUCUCUUCGACGUCAUUUUAGUCAUUGUCAACUUUGUGAAAACGACAAGAAGGUAAAAAAAAAAAAUUGCACGAAUCAUUUCUAACGCAGCGUGAAAUACAUAUGAUAUUCAUUGGAGGCAGUGAGCGAAUGAAUGACAACCAGGUGGCCUAGUCUUCCUGACGAAGGUCUUCGGACCAGACACGCGAGGAAACUUGAGCAAAGAAAAUGGCGGAGGAGGACGUUAACCCUUCUGUCUUUUUCCUACUUAGCUUGAUUUUUGCUUGAUCUCUCUUUUCCCCCUUUCUGAUUUAUGACACUUCGCGAGGACAGCUUUCAGAUUUAUCCCCUCCACAGGAAUAUAUAUUCUCUCCUCAAAGUUAUGGAUGCCCAUCAAAAAUCUUCCCUGGGUGAUGCCUCGCUCUUCUUCCUCUUUCGGAGACAGACGAUGGGAUGAGUAACCGUCAGAAGCCGUUGCAAAGACGUAUCCCACUUGCUUCUACUACUACUACUACUUCUACUACUACCACUAAAGACAUCACGAAGACGCAAUACAUUUGUUGCUUAAUACAUUUAAUUUGCUCUUUGGCUAUUUCACUGCCACUUGUGGAAAGAAUCACUGGGAAUAUGAGACCAAACGAAAAAGUCAGGUUGUAAAUAUUUGUUAGAAAUAGUAUAGGGGAGAUACACUAUUUUACUCUACUGUUACGAGAAAAGAAAGAAAUAAAAAUGGAAUUUCA
Molecule: messenger RNA, 1381 nt
Organism: Macrobrachium nipponense
Lineage: Eukaryota; Metazoa; Arthropoda; Malacostraca; Decapoda; Palaemonidae
Exons: 3
Coding region: 196-543 (115 amino acids)
Biological process (GO): mitochondrial respirasome assembly; mitochondrial electron transport, cytochrome c to oxygen; regulation of oxidative phosphorylation
Source: RefSeq, a predicted model, not a curated record